Molecule: messenger RNA, 684 nt
Organism: Rodentolepis nana
Lineage: Eukaryota; Metazoa; Platyhelminthes; Cestoda; Cyclophyllidea; Hymenolepididae
Source: the annotation of a GenBank genome assembly
AUGGAGACACCCGAAUGCAAAGAGAAUCAUAUUUUAAUCGGAAAAUGUGUUGUAGUUGGCGAUGAGCGGGUCGGCAAAUCAUGCUUCAUUUCUCGUCUAUGUGGCCAACCGUUUCGGAAUACGUAUUCAGCGACUUUGGUCGAUAUGGCACCAGUAAAAACCACGAAAGAUGGGAAUCUUAUGCUCGUUGACUGCUGGGACACACCAGGAGCUCAUAACCUGGAAAAAAUACGUUUUUUGGCCUACCAGAAUGCGCACAUCUUUGCUAUUUGCUUUUCUGUUGCAAUUGUGGAGUCUUUUGAACACAUCCGCAGCAAAUGGCUCAAGGAGGUACGCGAAAACGGACCGAAAAAUGCUGUUCUUUUUCUAAUUGGUCUACAAAACGACCUUAGGGCCGAUGAGUCGAUUAAUAAGGAACUUAGGUCAAAGGGACUCGAAAUGCCAACAAUAGAUCAGUGUUCAGAUUUGGCUGAAAGCAUUGGGGCUGUUAGUUAUUUUGAGUGUUCCUCCAAGGCGAACGUCGGUUUUGAAAAUAUUCUUGACGCCAUGAAGGAGACUGUUCAAAAUCCCAUCAAAAUUGUGCGUCACGCUUCGGUUUCAUCUCCAAGAGGGAGUCUUACAGGAUUCCCCAGUAAUGUCCCGAAGACCAGCCUCCAAAAUACCCAGAGAACAUCGGGGCUCUAA